AUGCAAUAUUAUAAUUCGACGGAAUCGACGCCGACGAAUAUUAAUGAAUUGCCCCUUAUGCCUUACAUUAAGUAUGAAACCACCUCGUAUUUCAACAGCAGUAUUGAAAAUGCUUCUGAUAAGGAAGUUGCUUUAAAAAGGUUGCAAAAUUUUUGUAAUGGACCCAUGACAGUAAUAGAAGAUACUGAAAAAAAAUUGGUCAAUGAAUAUGAUAUUUCUGAGGAAGAUAAUACCGAGUUUGAUAUUGAAGCAUUAUAUAGUCCUUGCGAUGACAGUGACGCCGAUAAAAACUACCAGCCUAGCGGCAGCAGUAGCGAAUCAGAAAAGGAAGAAGAAACACAAAAAAGGAGUAACAAAAAGAGGAAAAUUUUGUCCGAACUAGUAAGAAUAGAUGCAUCUGAAAAUGUGGAAGACGAGGGUAAUGUCAAUAAUAAUAGUUCUGGAGGAAAUAGAGAUAAGGAAAAUGAAACCACAAAAAGGUUUUCAAUGAUCGAGAAAUCUUAUCAGUUAGAAUCUACAGAAAAUAAUAUGCCUGGAACCAGUGGAACCAGCACCAAAAAGAAAAAAUGUCGUCGUACAGAGCAAGAAAAAGUUGAACAUGGUAAAUUAAAACAUCCGAUGAGAAAUCUGUGUUCAGGAAAAUGUAAAAGGGAUUGUACCAAGUUAUCAGAUGAGGAUAGAAAUAAGAUAUGGGAUCACUACUGGAAUUUAAACUAUACAAGUAGAAGAAAGUGGUUAAGCAAACAUGUUUCACUUGUUUCUGUUAAGCGUAGGAUAUUGUCAGCAUCUAGAAAUAGAUCAGAGUCCAGACGAUUUUCUUUGCCUCUUGCUGAUUCGAAAGACGUUCAAGUUUAUCAACUUACAUUUCUAAAUACCCUAGGAUACACCAACGAUUCUGUAAUAACUGAACUGGUGCGAGCUAUUAAAAAGAAACCCUGUGGAGAAAUGGUAAAAGAAUGUAGGGGAAACCAUAAAAAAGCAAUUGACCCAACAUUCAUUAAAGCCCAUAUUGAAUCAUUUCACCCAUUUGUCAGUCACUAUCGCCGAAAAAAUGCACCACUACGUAGAUACCUGUCGAGGGAAUUAACUAUUGAUAAACUGUACAAUGAUUUCAAUGAAAAGAAUCCUAAUACAUGUAAAGUUGAGACUUACAGAAAAGUUCUAAAAGAUAUGAAUAUAUCCAUGUGUCCUCCUAAAUCCGAUGUAUGUGAAGAGUGUGAGACAAUGGAAAAUGAUGAUGAUGAUCAAGUGAGGCAAAAACUACAUACACAUAAACUAAGAGCUGCAAAGGCUACUUCACAAUAUAAGAAAGAUGCAGAAGAGGCAUCUACUUCUGAAAAUGCUACGUUGAAACGUACAUUUUCAAUGGACUUACAAAAAGUUAUGCUCCUACCCAUAAUGCCUGCUUGUAAAAGCUCUUUUUUUAUUAGCAGGCUAGUAAUAUUUAAUGAGACUUUUGCAACAUUAAAUAAGGAGAGCCGCAAAAAAAGUUAUUGCGUUUUAUGGCAUGAGGCUCUUGCCGGCAGAAAGGCAGAGGCGAUUGCUGAUUCGAUUUUAAAAUUAAUGAAUCAAGAAAGGGAUGCGACCGAAUUUCUGUUUUGGGCAGAUAACUGUACAGCCCAAAACAAAAAUUGGGUGUUAUUUACAACUCUUGUAAAUGCAGUUAAUUUACCAACUGGCCCAAAUAAGAUAACAAUUAGAUACCUCACCAAAGGUCACACCCAUAUGAGCGCAGACGGAAUACAUGGAAAUAUAGAAAGAAAAAUAGGGCGGAAACGAACAAUUACUGACUUUCAGGAGCUCGUAGAAGUUAUUCAGGCAUGCAGGAAAAAUGUCGAUGUCCUUCAACUAACCGAAUUUCAUUUAUGGCAAAAUAAAAAGAGAAUCACAAGGAAGCCGGAUGACCCAUUGAAAGGGUUUCUUAUAGGUGAGCUGGUUGAAGUAACUUUUUGUAAAGGAAGUAGAAACAUAAAAUAUAAGCUAGAUUUUGGAGGCGAAGAAAAAGAGUUAGAUUUUCUACAAAAAAAAGUUAAUUUACCUAUUGUUCCUGAAAUUUUACCAGCAAGAGGAAUUUCCGCUUCUAAAAAAGAAAAAAUUUGUAAAGUUUUGGUUCCUUUAAUGCCUUUAAAUCGAAGAAUAUUUUGGGAAUCUCUUCCAGAGUCUCAAGGGUCUUUAGAUUUACUGAAUGCCGAACAAAACAUUGAAAGCCCGCAGGAUGAUUCGUAA
This is a messenger RNA of Ceutorhynchus assimilis (cabbage seed weevil), 2226 nucleotides long. NCBI's taxonomy places the organism in Eukaryota, Metazoa, Arthropoda, Insecta, Coleoptera, Curculionidae. The record is from the annotation of a GenBank genome assembly.